Messenger RNA from Capsicum annuum, 1528 nucleotides. RefSeq names its product dof zinc finger protein DOF5.6. Gene Ontology annotation, molecular function: DNA-binding transcription factor activity; DNA binding. NCBI's taxonomy places the organism in Eukaryota, Viridiplantae, Streptophyta, Magnoliopsida, Solanales, Solanaceae. The coding region runs from base 246 to 1214 and encodes 322 amino acids. Gene Ontology annotation, biological process: regulation of DNA-templated transcription. The record is from RefSeq and is a predicted model, not a curated record. The transcript is spliced from 2 exons.
CCCAUUUCCAUUCAGCUCCAUACCCCUCCUAACACAUAAUAGCUCUCUCUCACACACUAUCCCUUUCUAUCUACUAAUAGAAUAAGAAUAUUUAAAAUACUGAUCAAAGCAGGGAAGAAACUGAGGAAAUGUUGUGUUUCAUUUAGAAGAAUUUACACAUAUUGUAUAUUACCUAGUAGCUAUAGCUGGUGGUGUUCCUCUAGUUGAAAAGACAACACUCAAUCUAUCAAAGGUGUUACUGGUUAAUGGGGAUUACUUCUCUACAAGUUUGCAUGGAUUCAUCUGACUGGUUACAGGGCACAAUUCACGAGGAUGUAGCAGCAGGAGUAGUCAUGGAUUCUUCAUCUUCACCAUCUGGUGGGGAUCAUCACAUUAAUCUGACAUGUUCAAGGCCCAUAAUAGUUGAUCAAAGAAGACUAAGACCCCCACAUGACCACUCCAUCAAAUGCCCUCGUUGCGACUCUACCCACACCAAAUUUUGUUACUACAACAACUAUAGCCUCACUCAACCUAGGUACUUUUGCAAGACAUGUCGAAGGUAUUGGACUAAAGGUGGCACUUUAAGAAACAUCCCUGUUGGUGGUGGCUGCCGUAAGAACAAAAAAGUUUCCUCCAAAAAAUCUAACACUAAUGAAACUUUAGCUACUACUAGUACUAAUAAUAAUAACCAAAAUCUUCCAGAACCAGAAAUGCCCUUUCCUCUACAUAACCAUCACUUCAUGAGUGGCACUAGCAGCUUUGUUCAUCAUGGUAAUUUCAUGCUUGAUCAAAAUCAAGCCCCAAUUAUUGAUUUCAUGGAAAGUAAGUACGAGGCUUUAGUUGGGAGUAGUUCAAGAAACCAAGAUUUAUUUCUUGGGAAUGGUGAUAAUAAUAUUGGAAUGAUGAGUAAUGCUGGAUUUGGUCAUGAUAAUAUUAUUGCACCAAAUUUUCCAUUUGGAAUGGCGUCGAUGAAUAUGGAUAAUGUGAACAACUUUGGAAUGUUGUUACCAUACGAAAAUAAUCACCAUCAUCAUGAGGAACUACAAAGUAUGAAUAAUGCAGUUGAUGUGAAGCCAAAUCCCAAGAUUUUGUCACUGGAGUGGCAUGACCAAGCUGGCAAUAAAGAGUCAUCAUUUGGAUAUAAUUAUUCUGGUAGUAGUACUGGAGGCCUAGGAUCUUGGACUGGCUUGAUGAAUGGUUGUUAUGGAUCAUCAACAACAAACCCUUUAGUCUGAAUUGAAAAUCAAGUUGAAUUAAUUAGUGACUACAUGUUGAUUAGGGUUUCAUAUUAAUGUCAUGUGGUAUCAUGAUGAGUGCAAAGAAUAUUUACCACUUCUUAAUUUGGCCUAAACUCCUUUUUGGUGUGAAAGGUGCAUUUGAUCUGCUCUAACUUUUUAUCCAUGCUGAGGACUUUUGGUGUGAAGGGGAGAUAUUGUAAAGAGUCCAGAUUUUACUAUUACUACUUAAUUUCUUUUUGUUAAUUCCCAUUUCUCAUGUUACUUUCAAUUACUACUCAGGAAGGUAUUCAAAGUUUUUCUGUUUUAAUUUG